AUGUCUGGCGUAGGAAGGAUUCUGAAGGAAGCCAUUCAAGACCAACCAAUAACCGCAGCAAAGGUAGAAGAAAUAAAAAAGGCGGAGUGUAGAAAUCUACGCCACAAAUAUCCGAAUCAGGGGAUGAUCAAUAAGGGUCCUACAUCACUAACGAAGCAGGGACGUCCAGGCCCAGAAUAUCAGAGUCAAUUUCAUUUCAACUAA
This is a messenger RNA of Plasmodium inui San Antonio 1, 204 nucleotides long. RefSeq lists its product as hypothetical. NCBI's taxonomy places the organism in Eukaryota, Apicomplexa, Aconoidasida, Haemosporida, Plasmodiidae. Bases 1 to 204 code for a protein of 67 amino acids. The record is from RefSeq and is a predicted model, not a curated record. The transcript has a single exon.